Messenger RNA from Centruroides sculpturatus (bark scorpion), 1071 nucleotides. RefSeq names its product sulfotransferase 1C4-like. Bases 72 to 971 code for a protein of 299 amino acids. Gene Ontology annotation, biological process: sulfation. The transcript has a single exon. Gene Ontology annotation, cellular component: cytoplasm. Gene Ontology annotation, molecular function: sulfotransferase activity. The record is from RefSeq and is a predicted model, not a curated record. NCBI's taxonomy places the organism in Eukaryota, Metazoa, Arthropoda, Arachnida, Scorpiones, Buthidae.
GUGAAGCAUAUAAUGUAAAAUUAUUUUUAUGACGAACGAUUAUUUUCCAUUGCAGACAUUGUUUAGAGAAAAUGGAGAAGGAUACGAGAAAAAAGGUAACGGUACAGAACAUAAAUGGAUUUCUAAUAUCACCUCGGUUUCGAGUAGAAAAUUUGCAACGAACCAUCGACUUCAAACCCAGAGACGACGACAUUUUCGUGGCGGGAUAUCCUAAAUCGGGCACCACUUGGACGCAGUAUAUCGUCUGGUCCAUCGUCAACAAAGGCGCUGCCUUACCCGACGUCAACCGGAUGUGGCUACGGGAAGUCCCUCAUUUGGAGAUGACCGGUGUAGAAGGAAUAGAAAACUCGAGAAGCCCUCGUCUGCUCAAAGUCAACUUGCCCUUUAACCUCACACCGUACAAUCCCUCUUCGAAAUAUAUUUACGUAUAUCGCAAUCCCUGGGACUCGUGCGUGUCCGCAUUUAACAUGUUCAAACAGGUAGACGAAAAUUUUUCCGACGGGACAUUCGCGGAUUACUUCGAGUGUUUCAUCCGAGGCGAAGUGUCGCACGGAGAUUAUUUCGAUCAUUUGUUAUCGUGGUACGCCCGUUGGAACGACCCCAAUUUCCUGUUUAUGACUUACGAAGAAAUGAAUAGAAACACUGGGGAGGUGGUUCUGAAGAUGGCGCAAUUUCUAGGCCAAGAAUAUCACGAAAUGUUGACGAACAACCGAGAAAUAUUUGAGAGUAUUCUCGGAAGAAUCCAAUUUGACCAAAUGAAACAAAAUUUACCUUUGAAAUUGUCAAAUUCAUCGUACGCUGACGAAAAAAGCUUGAAGAAAAUCGACUUUUUUCACUCGGGAAAGAUAGGUCAGUGGGAUGAUUAUUUUACGGAAGACCAAAAGAAGAGAUUAAGAGAAAAAUUUAUAGACAAAUUGAGUGAAACAAAAAUGUUAUCGCUGUGGAAAGUUUCCGACAUAUUUCUUGAAUGAAAUUAUAACUUCUAAUUAUGCUUUAGUCGAUAACUAAGAGGCGAUUAGUUAACUUGUACACGGAACGUCUUUUGUAUUGUUUAAUGCAAUAAAUAUUUUG